GUCUUCGUUCCGUUUCAUCCUGUUUCCGCUUGUGCUACCCUUGCUCAGCAUCAGAACAAGAUGAUGCUCUUGCAACGCCUGACCGCUGCGGUCUUGACGUUCACCGCCAUCGUCAAUGCAGCCACGAUACCGACAGGCACGCCCUAUCGAGCCAACGGCUACAUUGUCACGUUAUCAAGCACGAGUCCACUUGCAGCCUUCAUCACACAGCUCGAGAAGAUUAUCGCUCUGUUGCCCAAUUCAGGCAAGAUCACAGCCCAGUACGAUCCGUCUAUUCUUAAUGGCUUCUCUGGUCAGUUCAGCGGUUCUGUGCUCAACUUUAUCGCCUCUUCGCCUGCAGUCGCCAGCAUCGAGAUUGACGGUAUCGCGCGAACGUCAGCCAUCACUCAGCGCAACGCAGACUGGGCACUAUCUCGUCUCGGGCAGAAGGCAAAGCUGGCUCAGCAGAACGAUGCAUUGACGAAUUUCUCGUACACCUAUAACGCCAGUAGUACAUCAAUGGCGACACCAUGGAUUUGGAUCAUCGAUACUGGAGUCCGAACCACAGACACUGAUUUCGGCGGCCGUGCAAAGUUCGUCACUCAAUAUGGAGGCUAUAACCUCACAGACGGCAACGGUCAUGGCACUCACUGUGCAGGCACGGCAGCUGGCACUCAGUGGGGCGUCGCCAAGUCUGCUCAAAUCAGAGCGAUCAAAGUACUGAGCGAUAGCGGCUCAGGUGCGAUCAGCGACAUCAUCUCGGGCAUCAGUUACGUGGCACAGCAAUACAAGGCUUCAAAAGCAAAUCCGUAUGUCAUCAAUCUAUCCAUCCAGGCCAGUGUCAGCACAGCUCUCAAUAAUGCCAUCACACAAGCCAUCAUCGCCGGAGUGCAUGUCGUUGUAGCGGCUGGGAAUAGUGCGGCAGACGCUUGUCAAUAUUCGCCAGCGUCAGCUACUUAUGCCAUCACUGUCGCUGCCACAGACAUCACAGACAGUCAGACUUACUACUCGAACUAUGGCAAGUGUGUCGAUCUCUUCGCGCCUGGCACAGACGUCACAUCGACAUGGUACACCAGCGACAAUUCCACACAAGUGCUGAGUGGCACGAGCAUGGCAACUCCUCAUGUGGCAGGAAUGGUAGCAUAUCUGCUGCAGCAGCCUGGCAGAAACGUAUCCGUUGUGGCCAUGCCCACGUUGCUGAAAAGCCUGAGCACAGCAGGCGCGGUGCAAGGCAUCAGUCCGAAUACUACGAACAUCUUGCUACGAAAUGGCAGUCCGUCUUAGUUCACAUACGUAUAGAGGGUGUAGGAUAGGUCCGUGCAUGCAUAAUUUAUGAUCAUC
Molecule: messenger RNA, 1320 nt
Organism: Mixia osmundae IAM 14324
Lineage: Eukaryota; Fungi; Basidiomycota; Mixiomycetes; Mixiales; Mixiaceae
Exons: 1
Coding region: 61-1263 (400 amino acids)
Biological process (GO): proteolysis
Molecular function (GO): serine-type endopeptidase activity
Source: RefSeq, a predicted model, not a curated record